This is a messenger RNA of Psylliodes chrysocephalus, 321 nucleotides long. The record is from the annotation of a GenBank genome assembly. NCBI's taxonomy places the organism in Eukaryota, Metazoa, Arthropoda, Insecta, Coleoptera, Chrysomelidae.
AUGCUUAACCAAUCACCGCCGUCAUUCGGGAACAAUACUCUACAACAUAAUGUCAAUGAAGUUACUCCCAAUGAUAUAGACAACAUAAAUAACGAGGCUAAUAUCAAUGAUACCGUAGAUAAUAUUAUUAAUGGGGACAUAAUAAACGAUAACGCCGCAGUCAUCAUUGGAAACCAAAAUCCAUUUGAAAACAUUUCAGCAAUACCAGUUGUACCUGGGCCAAGUGGGUGCCAGAAAAGAAAGCAACAAGCAAAAAUACUUACAUCACCAGAAAUAAUUGCGAAAAAAGAAACUAAAGACAAAAGGCAGCUGCAAAAUUGA